Durio zibethinus is the source of this 4633-nucleotide messenger RNA. RefSeq lists its product as uncharacterized. Lineage: Eukaryota; Viridiplantae; Streptophyta; Magnoliopsida; Malvales; Malvaceae. The record is from RefSeq and is a predicted model, not a curated record.
AAGAAUUUCCCUGUUAUUAAAUUGGGUUGCCACUCUUUGCAUUUAGCUCACAAUUGACAGUAGUUGUGGCUGAACAAAGAACCUCUCUUAUUUGAUGAUCUCCAAAGAAAAUUGUAUUAUAAACUUCUGAUCGGAAGUUAAAAAUGGAGGGAUUAAUAACAAUCUAAAUUCAGGGCAGGCCUGAGGAGGAUUGGAGGAGGUAGCCUUUUUGGUUGCCUAGUUGGACGGAAAACAGCUUUUGCAAGCCAGCUGAUUUUUUUUACUUUUAGCUGAGACCAAAUGAUUAAAAAGUUUUCUCAUAGGCCCCACCCACCACUACACACAAAAGAAGAACAUGAAAUUGGGCAGUUAGAUAUAAAGCUUUUAUUAACACAGUAACAAGCAGUUUCAUUUGAUUUGUGAAAUCAAUGUCCUUUCUCACUGUUUGUUAAGGAUAGGCUUUUUUUUCUUUUUUUUUUUAAAGAGAGAAAGUAAAAGAAAGACAGUCAAUGAAAGAGAGAGAGGAAAGAGCAAAAGAAAGAGAUAAACACAGUGGAUUAUGAAUUCUGGUUGCAUGUUUUUGGAUUCUUCUGCUCCCCCAAGUAAAUGUAAAAUGUGCAUUUGAUGUAAAGGAGUCAGCUUGCUUUUGUUUGUGUUGCAAUUAAGAGAGAGAGAGAGAGAGAGAAAGGCCCAUUCUUUUAGCUGGUUUUUACUUUUUAGUUGUUUCAUGGAGCUGUGGAUUUUGGGUUGAUGCAGGGAUUUUUUAUAUGCUAUGUUUUGUUUCAGUUAAACCCUUUUGGUUCUUGUUUCUUCAAGUGUCUCGUUUGGGGAGGGUUUUCCUUGUUAAUUCUUGGGAUCUGGGUUUUGGGGGUUGUAGGGCUUCAGUUGUUCAGCCUUUGACUCAACAGUCUCUUCAUUGGGUUCCCUUCCAAGCUUUUGUCUUUCAUAUACUUUUCUUAAAAAAAAUGGGGCUUUGACUUUCUUGUAUACUUCCAAUCCUGGGUUCUUUUCUGUGGGUUUUGCACCUGAAUUUAUUUUUUUUUUUUGGUUUUGAACUGAUCCUGAGAUGCUUUUUUUUUUCACUGAUUGAAGCCUGAGAAUUGUUGCUUGAUUUGUUUACCCUUUAACAUUUUUGGUUCCUUAUGGGCUGUUUCUCUCUCAAUUAAAUCCUUUUUAGUUGAAUUUUAGGGCUUUCUUGAUCUGGUACAAGAUUCCUCCUUGUGCUUUGAGUUCUAGGGUUUAAAAAUUGAACCCACUUAGUUAAAAAAGUAGGGUUUUUGUUAGAUGUGUUAAAAACUCUCUUUUUUUCGUGGUGAAUAUUGAGCUAGUCUUCUUCCUGGGUUUUGUCUCAAAUUUUGCCGCUUUGAUGCAUCUUUCACUGUGGAAACCCAUAUCUCACUGUGCUGCUCUGAUCUUAGACAAGAAGAGCAGGAGAAGAGAUGGGUCUGAAUCAGCUGCUGAAAUCAAGAACCCUUCUAUUCUCCGGAAGCUACAUGAGAACAAGCUCAGGGAAGCUCUUGAAGAAGCAUCUGAAAAUGGGUCAUUGUUCAAGUCCCAGGACAUGGAACCUGAUUCUCUAGCCAAUCAAGAUGAGAGCUUGGGACGAUCAAGAUCCCUUGCAAGACUCCAUGCUCAGCGUGAAUUCUUGCGAGCUACCGCUCUUGCUGCGGAGCGUAUAUUUGAGAAUGAAGAUUCUAUGCCUGAUGUCCGUGAGGCUUUCAAUAAGUUCCUCACAAUGUACCCAAAAUACCAGUCAUCAGAGAAGAUUGAUCAAUUGAGGUCAGAUGAGUAUGCACAUUUGUCACCAAAGGUAUGCCUUGAUUAUUGUGGAUUUGGGCUUUUCUCUUAUGUUCAGACUUUGCAUUACUGGGAGUCCUCUACAUUUAGCUUGUCCGAGAUUACUGCAAAUUUGAGUAAUCAUGCACUUUAUGGUGGUGCCGAGAAAGGCACUGUGGAAUAUGACAUAAAGAGCAGGAUAAUGGAUUAUUUGAACAUCCCUGAACAUGAGUAUGGCCUUGUGUUUACUGUAAGUAGGGGGUCUGCGUUUAAGUUGCUGGCUGAUUCAUAUCCUUUUCACACGAAUAGGAAAUUGUUGACCAUGUUUGAUUACGAGAGUCAAUCAGUGAAUUGGAUGGCUCAGAGUGCUAGGGAAAAGGGUGCAAAAGUUUACAGUGCUUGGUUUAAAUGGCCAACCCUUAAACUUUGUUCUACUGAUUUGAGAAAGUUGAUUUCGACUAAGAAGAGGAAGAAGAAAGAUUCCGCUACUGGUCUUUUUGUUUUUCCUGUGCAGUCUAGGGUAACGGGCGCCAAGUAUUCAUACCAGUGGAUGGCAUUGGCUCAGCAGAACAAUUGGCAUGUCUUGCUUGAUGCUGGGUCAUUGGGUCCCAAAGACAUGGAUUCACUUGGUCUGUCCUUGUUUCGUCCGGAUUUCAUUAUCACAUCAUUCUACAGGGUGUUUGGAUAUGAUCCAACUGGCUUUGGGUGCCUUCUUAUAAAAAAAUCAGUCAUGGGAAGCCUUCAGAACCAGUCUGGAUCUACUGGUUCUGGAAUGGUGAAAAUUACCCCUGAGUAUCCUCUCUAUCUGAGUGAUUCUGUAGAUGGUCUUGACGGAUUGGGUGGAAUUGACGACAAUGAUGUUGGUGCAAAUGGUGAUAAGCCCUCUGAAAACCGUCCAGGAACACAGUUGCCUGCCUUUUCUGGUGCCUUCACGUCUGCUCAGGUUCAGGAUGUAUUCGAGACAGAAAUGGAUCAAGAUAAUAGUUCUGACAGAGAUGGAGCUAGCACCAUACUUGAAGAAACUGAGAGCAUUUCUGUAGGAGAAGUGAUGAAAAGCCCUGUCUUCAGUGAAGACGAGUCAUCAGACAACUCAUUCUGGAUUGAUUUGGGCCAGAGUCCAUUGGGGUCUGAUAGUGCAGGUCAGUUGAAUAAACAGAAAAUUGCCUCCCCUUUGCCACCUUUUUGGUUUAAUGGCAGGAAGAACCACAGGCAGCUCUCUCCAAAGCCAACAUCAAAGAUAUAUGGCAGCCCAAUAUAUGAUGAUAAAGAUGUUAACCUGGGUCAUGAUCAUCAUCAUGUGUUAUCAUUUGAUGCUGCUGUUCUAUCAGUUUCACAGGAACUGGAUCGUGUGAAGGAGAUUCCUGAAGAAGAAAAAUUUGCAGGAACAAGCAUCACCUCACGAAAUCAUAAGAAGGCUUCAGACCAUUCACAUCUUCUGGAAAUCAAGGAAGAACAGGGUACCAGUAAAUCACUGUCUGUGGGGUCCGUAUCUAGUUCUGCUAUAAAUGGUGCUCGCCUCAAUAAUUCUUCUGUCUUUCGGAAUAAUGGCCUAGCAAAUGGCUCAACUACUGAAAUUUCCUCAGAGAUUAAAGAGAGUGCCAUAAGAAGAGAAACAGAAGGUGAAUUUAGGUUGUUGGGGAGGAGGGAAGGAAAUAGGUAUAAUGGUGGUAGAUUUUUCGGGUUAGAAGAUGAACAUCCUAGCAGGGGAAGAAGGGUAUCAUUUAGUAUGGAAAAUAGUCGUAAAGAGCAUCUGAGUCAUACUUUGGAGCCAGGAGAAGUGUCUGUGACCAGCCUUGAUGAUGAAGACUACACCAGUGAUGGAGAAUAUGGUGACGGGCAAGAUUGGGACAGGAGGGAGCCUGAGAUAACUUGUCGGCAUCUUGAUCAUGUUAAUAUGUUGGGGCUGAAUAAAACCACUCUUAGAUUACGGUUUUUGAUUAAUUGGCUUGUAACCUCAUUACUGCAGCUCAAAUUACCUAAUUCAGAUGGUGAUGGCAGAGUGAAUCUUGUUCACAUUUAUGGCCCAAAAAUAAAAUAUGAAAGGGGUGCAGCUGUGGCUUUCAAUGUGAGGGAUAGAAAUGGGGGACUCAUUAAUCCUGAGAUUGUACAGAAGUUGGCUGAAAGAGAAGGCAUCUCUCUUGGUAUUGGUUUCCUCAGUCACAUACGAAUAUUAGAUAGCCCACGACAAAAGCGAGGGGCUUUAAACCUUGAAGAUACAACCCUGUGCAGACCAAUGGAAAAUGGACGGCAUGACGGGAAAUGUGGAUUCAUAAGAGUUGAGGUCGUCACAGCUUCUCUUGGCUUCCUGACUAAUUUUGAGGAUGUCUAUAAGUUGUGGGCUUUUGUGGGAAAGUUCCUUAACCCAUCAUUCAUCAGAGAGGGUACACUUCCAACCGUUGCAGAAGAAGAAUCAGAGACAUAACUUCUGAAAUCAAGCAAUUGAAAAUCAUUUGCAAAAUAAUCCGGGAGUCUGAGUCGAAGAUUUAGUAGACCCUGGAUAGGAUUUGGAGGUAUUUGUAUAUGCAUGGCUUGCUCUUCCUCAAGACUCUCGGAUGCAAGCAGGUGAAUUUGUUAAUUCAUGUUUGUUGUUGCUUGAAAUUUUCUUUCUCUUUUUGGGUUUGCUCUUGUAGAGUUGGUUUUAGAAAUAUGUACCAUUUUGAAUGUUACCAUACCUCAAAGCAGAAGCAUAUGGACACAACUGUUAGCACUUAGCAUUCUGCUUUUGGUUUAUACACAUUUCAUUUUUCUUCUCUGUAAAAAGAUGUAGCUAAUUUUACCUUCUGCAUUUCAAAUGCACUCACUACGAUACUGAUUUGUCUAUUUGUUGUUGUUGAACCCUUUUGCAUUUGAUUUAAGUCUGGAAAGACAAGAUUUAAAU